UUUCAACACACAAUAGGUUCAGAAGGUAAUGGGUAUCCUCAUCAUCAAGUAUUCUGCCCAUUCCUGCUCAUGCUCUGUCCCUUCACAACUUCGCACUGCAUCAUUCCAUUUGUAGUCACAAUCUAAUCACUGUCUGUUAUUUUAAAGAAAGAGAGAGUGUGUAAUAUUAUGCCUCUUGACCUCAGUGUGGGUUGUGUCUUUUAAAAACAAAAUGAACAUGUGACUCUCCAGAUGUUCAGCUCAGCUCCCCUCAGCCAGUAUGGUCAGUGGUCAGAGAUAAUGGGAAUUGUAUUCCAGUCACAUCUGGAGGUCCACAGGUCAUUCCACCUCUGUUGUAUAGAUGCCAUAUAAAACAAAUGAGAAAACUACUGCUAAACUUGAAAGCUAGCUAUCUCAAUCUGUUAAUUUUGUAUAAUUCCAUUUGAAUCAACCUGACUUCCUCCCACUGGAAGUUUGAACUCUGGUUUUGAAGUAAAUUAAUGUCCUUGAGUUAGGAUGUCCUCUGGGUGGUACAACUUAGAGGAUCAACUGAACAACCUGUGUCAUCCCUGCCACUUGCAGCAUGGUGAACAUAAUGUAUGUUUUAUGUACUUUUUAUGGGUUGUACUUAUAAGUAUGGGAUGUACUUUGCCCAAACUGCGGGAGGCAGUGGAAGACAGAAGUGCCUGGCGUGCUCUGGUCCAUGGGGUCACGAAGAGUCGGACACGAUUAAACGACUAAACAACAACAACAUGGGUUGUACUUAGAUUGCAUUGAAAUCAGAUAAGUUGUGACUUUCAAGUUUCAUUGAUUUCAGUGGUAGCUAAGUGGGACUAACAUGGAAACAACCCUUGGGUAUUGAUGCAAAGUAUGCAUUAAAUCAUGACAUGGGCUGCAACUAAAAGGCAUCUAACAAGUGUAAAAAGAAGGUUUCCCAAAUGUACCAAAAACAUUCCUUACCUGGGGCACCAUUUGAUCUCUGGUUAACCCUGGGAGGGAGGUUUAUGGCCCAGAAUACUUUUGUAGAGGAAGCAUUUUUCUAUGGAGGGGCAUUCGCACUGUCUCAACUAGCCCUAGGAAAUUGCUAGCAUCUUCUAGAAGGAUGCUGGGGGAUUUCUCUGUUUACUAGACUAGCCUAAUCUAAUUUCAUACCUACUAAGAAGGCAAAUCCUGGAUUAACCUGGCCUGGCAAGGAGGGGAUCAGGAAGGCCGUUUCAGUGUGUUGUUUUCCCAGCACAUUGGAGAAGGUGACAAGGACUGGGACAAUAUCUCUGCCUCCCAAAGGGGUCUGCACAGAGAAGAAUUUCUGCUCAAUUCUCUAGAGUCGGUUGGACAGUAGUACCAUCAAAAUAGAUUGGGAGUAGAAGUGGGUCUGUUGCAGCAAGGCAUUGUAAAACAAUCUAAAGAGUUCUCCGGAAAAGAAAGCCGCUAGCAGCUCUGCCAUGGAGGAAACGUAUCUACUUAACGUGGAAGGAGUCAAGAAAAAGAUUUUACAUGGCGGUUACGGUCCGUUGCCAGAUUUCAAAGAUGGGAGCAAGAUCACAUUCCACUUCCAGACGCUAAAAGACAACUUUGAGAGAACGGUGAUAGAUGACAGCCGGGGCCCUGGCAUCCCCAUGGAGAUUAUUGUGGGGAAGAUGUUCAAAAUCGAGGUGUGGGAGACCCUUCUAACUUCCAUGCGGAUCGGCGAGGUGGCAGAGUUCUGGUGUGAUGCUAUUCACACGGGAAUGUACGCCUUGGUCUCCAAGGGCAUGAGGAAAAUUGCCGAGGGCAAGGACCCUCUGGAGGGCCAGAAACAUCGCUGUGGGAUGGGCAACAUGUUCGAUUACUACACCACAGGCCAUGCAGACCUGGAUGAACUGCAGCAGACGCCACAGCCCCUUAUUUUCAUUAUGGAGCUGUUCAAAGUAGAGGAUCCCUCUUCCUACAAACGGGAUACGUGGGCCAUGAACAACGAGGAGAAGCUGCUGGCUGUGCCAAAGCUGCACACGGAGGGUAACCGACUGGUCCUUUCCAGGAAAUUCAAGGAAGCGGCAGAGAAAUACCAGGAAGCUAUCAUCUGCUUGCGCAAUAUCCAGGCCAAGGAGAAGCCGUGGGAUGAAGACUGGAUGAAGCUGGAGAAUCUCAUUACACCUCUUGUGCUGAACUACUGUCAGUGCCAGCUGGAGUUGGGGGAGUAUUAUGAGGUGCUGGAGCACACAACCGACCUCCUGCAGAAGAACAAUGAAAAUGUCAAGGCGUAUUUCAAACGGGCUAAAGCCCACGCUGCUGUCUGGAAUGAAAAGGAGGCCCGAACAGACUUUUUGAGGGUGGCCCACCUGGAUCCAUCGCUGACUGCCGCUGUGAGGAAAGAAUUGAAGCUCUUGGGGGAGAGGAUGAGGAAGAAGCACGUGGAAGACCGCAAGAAGUACAAAGAUCUCUUCCAGCAGCCUGCUCCUAAAGGAGAAACUGAGGGGAGAGCAAUGGAGGAAACAGAAAAGCUGUCAGAUUCUAGCCUCGGCCCACAAACAGAGGAAAAGAAUCAAGAAACCCUGAGGCCUGAGAGAGGAAGAGAAGAAGGGAGAUGGAUGGGUGCAACAGAAGCAACAGAAGAAACAGAGCAAGGGAACUUAGCAGAGAAAGAGGAUGGACUCCUAAUGAAGACAGGCGAAAUGGACAAAGAGGACAUCACCUCUCAGAAAGUGAGGGAAGAGGAAAUAGGAAAUAAAGAUAAAGGAAUGAUGGAGAGUCAUUCUGGAGAUGACCUGACAGGCUGUGAAACCUCUGGAAGCAAGGAACAGUUAGAGUUUGCGCAGUGGAAGCUUGAAGAACAGAGGGGGAAAGUGGAAGAGAUUAAUUCUGGGGCUGGGGAUCAAAACAGAGAAGUGGAUUUUCCAGUGCUGGAGGAAAAGGAUGCAGAAAGAAGAGCCAUCCCUGGGAGCUCUGGGAAGGAAUUAGGGGGAGUUGCAGGAAACCAUGUGAACAGCAGCGUAGGGGAAGGGUUAAUUGAAGGACCUUGUGAGACUGGAGUGGGCAUUGGAACAGAGAACUUCACAAGAGAGACGGAAGGAUAUGAAGCAACUUGUGGGAAACGAGAAUCCCAAACUGUUGAAUUGUCAAUGGUACAGGGUGAUAAGGGCUUUGGAGCAGAGGAUCCCAAGGAUGGGGUUAUAGUAGAGAGCCCUCAGGAAAGUAGUGAAAAAGAUGACUUCCAAAUCUUUCAGGAAGCAUCAAAGACAGAAACAAGCGUGUCAACAGAACCGAGGGAAAAGGUCAGUUCUGACUUGGAAACUUGUGGUGGGCCAAGAAAGGAGAAUUCUGCUAGAGAGGAGGAGGAACCUAAAGAAGAAACAAAAUUGGAAGAGAAAAGAAGAGAAGAUAAUGAUCAUUCCAUUCCAGAAGAGGAGACACAUUGCUGUGAAGCAGGCCCAGAGCAUUGUGAGGGAGAGGCAGACCCAGAAGACUUUAAAAGAGUGGCAACUGGUGAUUAUGUGAAAAUAACAUUAGAUGUUAGGGCCAAGGAAGUGAUAAGCCUUAAAUCAGAACAUGCCAGAGAAGAGGGGGGUGGCCACAGAGAGGUGGCUGCAUGUAGGGAGGGAGGAAGUGAAGUUGGUGACAGAUCUAGGCUGUGCAAAGAUGCACAAGGAGAUGAGGUAGACCAAGAAUGGUUCAAGGCAGAAAUAAGCUUCAAAGCUGAUGAUCUGGAGAUGGGAAAGAGAGGGGAGGAUUCCGAGACAGAACAAGCAGGUCUGCAAGUUAGGGGGGAAGAGCCAGAAGCGAAAACAGGCAGGGAAGCAGAACUGAUUGUGGGGCAAGAAUCUCUAUGGGGCAACAGUGAGGUGUCAAGAAAGGAGGAUGGAGAUACAGAAGAUAUUUCAUUGGCCACCCACUGCAGAGGAGACAAAAGUGAAGUGCUGGAGUUGACUGGAUCUGGAGCAAUGGGUGAGCUGAACAUUUCUACCCUGAGACAACGCAACCUGAUGAAAGAGGAAACCCAGUGAGGAGGCAGAGAGUCAGGUAUGAAAAAUAGUGGGUUGUAGAAUCAGUUGCUGAGGUCUAGGGCAGAGCUUUCCAAACUGUGUGUCACGACAUGUUAGUGUGUUGGCUGCAGUGUGCUCCUCCCAGGGCUGGAAAGGGGGUAAUUUA
Podarcis muralis (Common wall lizard) is the source of this 4104-nucleotide messenger RNA. Its product is annotated as aryl-hydrocarbon-interacting protein-like 1. The record is from RefSeq and is a predicted model, not a curated record. Gene Ontology annotation, molecular function: peptidyl-prolyl cis-trans isomerase activity; protein binding. NCBI's taxonomy places the organism in Eukaryota, Metazoa, Chordata, Lepidosauria, Squamata, Lacertidae.